CUCUCAGACAACAGCUAAGCACAGAGGAAAUAUUAGCUGGCAGAGAUAACGAAGAGGAAAUACUCAGUUGACAGAUGCACCAUCUGUCAGUUUCUGAGGAGCCGUUUUCAAGAAGGCAGACAUGAAGUGAAGAAGACAGUGGUUUUGUUUCAAAGGUACAGCACAGCCUAAGGACAUAUUAAAACAAAAAAUUGAGGCAAAGGAAGCAUGUGACUGGCUCCGAGCAGCUGGAUUUCCGCAAUAUGCUCAGUUAUAUGAAGAUUCACAGUUUCCCAUCAACAUUGUGGCUGUCAAGAAUGAUCAUGAUUUUCUUGAAAAGGACCUUGUAGAACCUCUUUACAGACGAUUAAAUACAUUGAAUAAGUGUGCCUCAAUGAAACUUGAUGUGAACUUCCAAAGGAAAAAGGGAGACGACUCCGAUGAAGAAGAUCUUUGUAUCAGCAACAAAUGGACUUUCCAAAGAACCAGCCGCAGGUGGUCUCGAGUGGAUGACCUGAACACACUUUUCCCUGGUGGAGACAAGAAUGGGUCCCCAGGAGGCCCGAUGAUGAGAAACACGACCAGCAGUGAGAGCGUCCUCACAGACCUGAGUGAGCCCGAGGUCUGCUCCAUCCACAGCGAGAGCAGUGGAGGCAGCCAGUCAAGCCAGUACUGCACCGACAGCCCCGUCAUGCUGGAGGCCACCCUGGUCAGCAGCAGCUUCCCACAGUCUCCCCGAGAGAUUCUCAGUCACCCCUUUCACCUCAAGAAUGAGAAACCCACCAGGGCCAGGGCAAAAUCGUUUCUGAAACGCAUGGAAACUCUCCGAGCCAAGGGAGCACAGGGAAGACACAAGGCCCCGGGAAGGACAGGGGCCCUGGUGAUCAGUGGGCCUGUGCUCCAGCAGGAGGCAGAGUCCUCCAAAGUCAUGCAGUGUAUCCACAUAGCCGACGGGGAUCUGCACAACUCCCCCCCAGCUACCUGCAGGAAAGGGCUGCUGUACUCUGGCAAGUCAAGCAGGGAGAGCAGCCCAUCCGAGCACAGCAGUGGGCUGAGCACCCCGAACCUGAAGGAGAGGAAAUGCCACCAUGAAUCCAACAAGCGUGGGGGCAUGUACCUGGAGGAUGUGGAUGUGCUGGCAGGGACGGCAGAGCUGCGAGAUGCUGGAGACCAAAACCACACGCACAGCUUUCACUCUCAAGAGAACUUGGUGGUACAUAUUCCCAAGGAUCACAAACCUGGAACAUUCCCCAAGGCACUUUCGAUCGAAAGCCUCUCACCCACAGACAACAGCAAUGGAGUGAAUUGGAGGACAGGGAGCAUCUCCCUGGGAAGACAGCAGGACCCCUGUACUGGGGAGCCCAGGCUCAUGGCUUCCAGCCACAGAGCCAGCCGGGUCAGUAUCUAUGACAAUGUCCCUGGCUCCCAUCUGUACGCUAGUACAGGAGACCUGCUGGAUCUGGAGAAAGAUGACUUCCUCCCGCAAUUGGAUGACAUUCUGCAGCAUGUCAAUGGGCUCCAAGAGGUGGUCGAUGACUGGUCAAAAAAUGUCCUGCCUGACCUACAAACUCACGAUGCAUUGGUCAGGCAGCCUGGAUUACCCUCCUUCCCACCUCCUAAUCAGCUCACCUUAGAUUUUGAAGGCAACUCUGUCUCGGAAGGACGGACAACCCCCAGUGAUGUAGAAAGAGAUGGAACAUCCCUGAAUGACUCUGAGGCCCCUGGGGUCAGAGAAAGGAGGGAUUCUGGUGUAGGAGCCUCUCUGACCAGGCCAAACAGGCGACUGCGCUGGAACAGUUUCCAGCUCUCACACCAGCCUCAGCCGUCCCCAGCAUCGCCUCACAUCAGCAGCCAGACAGCCGGCCAGCUGAACCUGCUCCAGCGCUUCUCUCUGCUCCGACUCACAGCCAUCAUGGAGAAGUACUCCCUGUCCAACAAACACGGCUGGACCUGGUCUGUCCCAAAGUUCAUGAAGAGGAUGAAAGUUCCUGACUAUAAAGACAAGGCUGUCUUUGGUGUUCCUCUCAUAAUCCACGUCCAGAGAACGGGACAGCCCCUGCCUCAGAGCAUUCAGCAGGCCCUGAGAUAUCUCCGCAGCAACUGCCUGGAUCAGGUGGGUCUUUUUCGAAAGUCUGGAGUAAAGUCUCGAAUACAUGCCCUCCGUCAAAUGAAUGAGAAUUUUCCUGAGAAUGUCAACUAUGAGGACCAGUCUGCUUAUGACGUAGCAGAUAUGGUGAAGCAGUUCUUCCGGGAUCUCCCUGAGCCUCUCUUCACCAACAAGCUCAGUGAGACUUUCCUUCACAUCUACCAGUAUGUCCCCAAAGAGCAGUGGCUGCAAGCUGUGCAGGCCGCCAUCCUGCUGCUGGCCGAUGAGAACAGGGAGGCCCUGCAGACACUCUUGUGUUUCCUGAACGAUGUCGUGAACUUGGUGGAAGAGAAUCAGAUGACGCCCAUGAAUCUGGCUGUGUGCCUGGCCCCCUCCCUCUUCCAUCUUAACUUAUUGAAAAAAGAAAGUUCUCCAAGAGUCAACCAGAAGAAAUAUGCCACUGGAAAGCCAGAUCAAAAAGACCUCAGCGAGAACCUGGCCGCAGCUCAGGGGCUCGCCCACAUGAUCACCGAAUGCAACAGACUUUUUGAGGUUCCACAUGAGAUGGUGGCCCAGUCUCGUAGCUCCUAUGAAGAGGCUGAGAUUCAUGCACCAACGCUGGAAGACUUGGGGACACAGCUGGAGGAGAGUGGGGCAACUUUCCAUACUUACCUGGAGAAUCUCAUCCAGGGCCUUCAGAAAGAAGCCAAGGAGAAGUUCAAAGGAUGGGUCACAUGCUCCAGCCUAGACAAUACAGACCUUGCAUUCAAAAAGGUGGGGGACGGGAACCCCCUGAAGCUGUGGAAGGCCUCUGUGGAGGUGGAAGCACCCCCCUCCGUGGUGCUGAAUCGCGUACUGAGAGAGCGUCACCUGUGGGAUGAGGAUUUUGUGCAGUGGAAGGUGGUAGAGACUCUGGACAGGCAGACGGAAGUUUACCAGUACGUGCUGAACAGCAUGGCCCCCCAUCCUUCCAGAGACUUCGUGGUUCUCAGGACCUGGAAGACUGACUUGCCCAAAGGAAUGUGCACUCUGGUGUCCCUUUCUGUAGAGCAUGAAGAAGCCCAGCUCAUGGGCGGCGUGAGGGCAGUGGUGAUGGAUUCUCAGUACUUGAUAGAGCCGUGUGGUUCUGGCAAGUCACGACUAACCCACAUCUGUAGGAUUGACCUGAAAGGUCACUCCCCAGAAUGGUACAGCAAAGGCUUUGGACAUCUUUGUGCAGCCGAAGUCGCCAAGAUUAGAAACUCUUUUCAACCCCUCAUUGCUGAGGGUCCCGAGACUAAAAUCUGAGUUUUGCUCCAUUGUGACAUCAAACUCAGGGAACAGGAAGUGAACCCAAUACUUAGAGCUGAGAGCGUGCCCAUGAGAAAGCAAGAGGGAGAUGAAUGUGGUUUAGUGCUUAGAAAUGCAAACACUGAGAAGUCAGAACGUCGAUGCAUGAAUUUUCUGAGAACUUUUCUAGCCCUCCUGGAGAUGGCUACAUCCCUACUAAUAUAAUAUUUUUUUAAAAAAAAUCAGAACCUAUAUCUAUGUUACUUAAAAUUAAAUGGAUUAUGCCUUGUGUGAUGCCUAAUUUGCUAUUUAAAGGCUUCUAAGAAGCAUAUACUUAACUGUAAAUAAAUAUAUUGUAUCAUAUGUACAUAUAUGGGGAUAUCUCUACCUUUACUGUAUAUAUGUAAAAUAUUGAUUUUAUAUACAAUUGACUGACUCCGUGAGUCCCUUCCUCACCCAGCUCUUACCCAGUAACUCUGGGCCCUGUCUCCCUAAAGUCCUAUAAGCUGAGUAGAGCCUGCUGCUAAUGCCAUGGUGUGACAAAGUCUAAUCUCUCCAUUUGUCCUGAUGUCUAACCAAAGAUCAGCCACCAAAGGAAAAUGGCAUUAAGAGCUUUCUUAUGUAUUUGGACAACUGGUUUCAGUUGUUCAAAACUAAAAGUGGGCUGUUAAGAUACAGCAAAAGAAAUAUUUACUCCUCUUUAACCCAAAGCAGUAGAUGAGAAGUCAUUGCCAAAUUUAAGACUAGAUUGUACAAGUUUCCCCUGUAUCAUACUAUAUGCAAUUUCAGUGAGAUGUCAGUUGGACCACUGGAGUCAACUCAGUGAUAGAGGGGCUGAAUACCUGUUCCUGUCCAUAUUCACAGCCAAAGGGAGCCUCUGUACUGUCUCAAGUUUGCGCUGAUACUUUUUCAUAAUGUUAUUAAAGUCUCUUCUAUUUGACCAGUGGCCUGCCUAUAUGGUCACAGUUAAUUGACCUUUUCUUCCCAAUGUAUUGCACUGAAUUUGACUCUGGACACCAGACAAAGGGAGAUGGUAGUCCCUCAAGAGUCCUGGCUCAUCGCAGCUUCAGGGAAUUUAUAUUUUGCUAUAUUUGAUACUCUUAAAAUAUAAUUCACUAAAAUCUUACAAUCUGAAAGACAGGGUUAUUUUUUUACUAACAUAAAACCAAAAGUGUAUUCUUUAAUGAGUCUUAGGAAGUAUAAAUGGAUAUAUGAAUUCCAUGUUUCUUCAUUAGCCACCAGCUCAAGCUACCUGUGCAUUUGACCCCCACCUUAUUUAUUACUGUAUAAACUAAGCAAAUUGAUUCUUCUUUGAACCAAUUCUGAGUGGAUGUGUUGCUUUGACUGUAACUCAACAAGUGUAGAGGGAAAGAUAAUUUAUUGUGCUUGGUUUCAUGGAGAAAGAUUUCUUUAGUUGUUUGACAGAAAUGGAUAUCAUGAUUUAGAAACUGUCUUGGAGGAGGGAAAAUGUGUUUUCAGUUUUAUUUUAUGCAAUGUCUAUCAGAAAUGUGCAAUUGUUUUAAUGAGAGGAAUAAAAAACACUAUGAGUUUGAUAUGGUGCAAGGAAAA
Dipodomys ordii (Ord's kangaroo rat) is the source of this 4903-nucleotide messenger RNA. It is a transcript of the gene Stard13, whose product is annotated as StAR-related lipid transfer (START) domain containing 13. NCBI's taxonomy places the organism in Eukaryota, Metazoa, Chordata, Mammalia, Rodentia, Heteromyidae. Gene Ontology annotation, molecular function: lipid binding; GTPase activator activity. Gene Ontology annotation, biological process: signal transduction; regulation of Rho protein signal transduction; actin cytoskeleton organization. Bases 374 to 3352 code for a protein of 992 amino acids. The transcript is spliced from 14 exons. The record is from RefSeq and is a predicted model, not a curated record.